This is a messenger RNA of Acanthopagrus latus (yellowfin seabream), 6419 nucleotides long. RefSeq names its product inactive ubiquitin carboxyl-terminal hydrolase 53. The record is from RefSeq and is a predicted model, not a curated record. The transcript is spliced from 18 exons. Gene Ontology annotation, cellular component: cell-cell junction. Gene Ontology annotation, biological process: response to auditory stimulus; protein deubiquitination; sensory perception of sound. Gene Ontology annotation, molecular function: cysteine-type deubiquitinase activity. Bases 1353 to 4493 code for a protein of 1046 amino acids. Lineage: Eukaryota; Metazoa; Chordata; Actinopteri; Spariformes; Sparidae.
ACAAUAAUUCUUGAGUGAAUAUGUGGCGCAGUUGUGCAGUAAACACACACUACGCAUUGUUGUGGGGCUGCAAACUGCAAACCCCCCCUGCACCACGGAGCGACAGCAACCAGCCUGCCAGCUGAGUUGGCGCUGUGUUGGAGUGUGUGUGUGUGUGUGCUGUGGCUGUGGUGUACAGUAGCAUGGCAGACUGCAGUAAAUACACUGUUGAAGAGGCGGGGUUUGACAUCUCAGCUCUGAAAACAUCUCUAAUCCAGUAUUUCAGGUGCCGAAGUCGACCGAGCGGGCAGUGCUGCUGCUCACUACCGCCGCGCAUCCGCGAACUGAGAGAGAGAGAAAAAACACCACAACCCCGGAAUAUAUCGCAAGUGGACGGAGGAGGAAGAGGCGGCUGCUGCUGCUGCUGCUGUGUCCGAAGUGAGAUUUCCCGAAAGAGAGAGAGGAGAAUAAAGAAGUCGGAGGGGAGUGAAGUUUGUGUGCUCCGCGAACACUUUAGUUGUGUGUGUUGGUAGUUUCCAGCAGUGUGUCUCUGCCGUCAACUCCGGCGGCUCCACAGUUUCUUCUCCACCCGAAACUCGACCAGCGAAACAGACUUCUAACUUCCAGCUGGAGGAUAUCACCACGCUUUUUAUUUUCCCUCCUCUCAGUAACUCACCCCUGUGAUAAGACCACCACCCACCCACCCUGAGCACCAGACUUCAGCCCCCAUGUGAGCACAGUGGUGAUGAAGCAAGUGAGAUCAUCAGCCCUGUAAAGCCCCACGAUCACUCAUCCUUUAUGUGGAUGGUUGUGGAACAUUUCCUUCAGGACCUACAUGGUGAUCUGACUGUGGAUGAUCCUCCGACAGGGGACAGUUGACUGCAGCUGAAUAUCCUCAAUUGCAUCAGGACCAUGUGGCAACAUUUGCUUACAGGGGUCCUCAAGUCCUUAUAAAGCUGUUGUGAAGCUUUGUGCAGAGCCAUCGAGACAACAAGAUGACUGAGGUGUGUUCCACCACAGUCAAAACGCACUUUAUCAGAAGUAUCAGAUCCUUGAUCGUCAGAGGCUUUCCAAAACAAAGACUACUUGGAGUGUAAUUUUUUUGUGUUGAUUUUUUUUUUUUUUUUUUUUUGCAAAAGCCUAAAAUUAGCAGACAAAUUAGAAGGACCUUCUCAUGAGCUGUGGAACUGGACUAGAGGCCCAUGUGUAGCAGGGCAGCUGUAGCAGCUAGUGGAAUAACUUAGCCCCGGACUGUUGGGAAGUCACUCCUCCAGGGGGCAAAGGGAUCUGAUCCCAGUACCAGUCCCCCCCCGCCCGCCUCUCCUGUCCUCAUCUGACUAUCCCACCUGUCUAAAGGCAGACCCAACUAUCCAAUGGCAUGGGUGAAGUUCUUCAGGAAGCCGGGGGGCAAUCUGGGGAAAUCGUACCAGCCGGGGAGCAUGCUGUCUCUGGCCCCCACCAAGGGACUGCUGAACGAGCCGGGCCAGAACAGCUGCUUCCUCAACAGUGCUGUGCAGGUACUAUGGCAGCUGGACAUCUUCAGACGCAGCUUGAGGCAGCUACCUGGACACUUCUGUCUUGGAGAAUCGUGCAUCUUUUGUGCAUUAAAGGGUAUUUUCUCCCAGUUCCAGCACAGUCGGGAGCGCGCCCUGCCCUCUGACAACCUGCGUCACGCCUUGGCAGAGACCUUUAAGGACGAGCAGCGCUUCCAGCUGGGCUUCAUGGACGAUGCCGCAGAGUGCUUUGAGAACAUACUGGAGAGGAUCCACCUGCACAUUGUGCCGGAGGAAACGGAUGCCUGCACUUCAAAGUCUUGCAUCACGCAUCAGAAGUUCGCCAUGUCACUUUAUGAGCAGUCUGUGUGCCGUAGCUGUGGGGCAUCCUCCGACCCACUGCCGUUUACAGAGCUGGUGCAUUAUGUCUCCACCACCGCACUCUGUCAACAGAUGCUUCAACGCAGACACGAGUCAUUUGGGGAGCUGUUACAAACAGCAAGUACGAUAGGGGACCUUCGGAACUGUCCAAGCAACUGUGGGCAGAGGAUUAGGAUCAGACGGGUCCUCAUGAACUCCCCCGAGAUUGUUACCAUAGGCUUCGUCUGGGACUCUGACCAGUCAGACCUCACAGAGGAUGUUAUCAAAUCUCUGGGGUCUCAUCUCAGUCUUUCUGCGCUCUUCUACAGGGUGACAGAUGAGCAUGCCAAAAAGGGAGAGCUGCAGCUCGUGGGGAUGAUCUGCUACUCCAGCCGCCACUACUGUGCCUUCGCCUUCCACACCAAGUCCUCCAAGUGGGUCUUCUUUGAUGACGCUACAGUGAAAGAGGUCAGCUCCAGGUGGAAAGACGUGGUCAGCAAAUGUAUUAAAGAUCACUUCCAGCCUCUGCUCCUUUUUUACGCCAACCCGGAUGGCAGUGCUAUCACCGCAGACGAUGCCUCAAGACAGAACAGCAGCCAGUCGAACUACAAGGCCCCUGUUAAUGGAGAAGUACAAGGCUUUGAAUCUCCAGUUUCAGCCCCCAAGAAGCUGGACCUCACCAAGGAGAAUCUGAACACUCUGUUGGGUCAAGGCUCUUUCAAGCAGAAGACACCUUCAACCUUAAGCAGGGGCAGCGCUCAGACAAGUGGAGGACGGGGCCCAGUGAAAAUCACCAGCGAUCCCAAGAGUCGCAUCAGGGACAUUUCUCGAGAAGUUGCCCAGAAAGCAGGAGAGAUGCGAGGGAUGCAUACGUCCAGAAGGGAGCAUGACAGGAGCGGCCAACGGAGGCAGGAGUCACGCCACAGAGCAGAUCCAGGCCAGGACAGGACCUACUCCCGCUCCGCCUCCCCUCCAGAGAACGGCUUCAAACAACACCUGGAAAGCCGACUGUACAGCAGCCAAGGAAAAGGUCCCACUCGGACUGAGCGAACACCAUACCUCGGUGGACGCUCCUCACAUGAGCCCCCUCGCUCUCAUUCGAGGGUCCAAGGGUUGCCCAACAUGCCCAAUAACAGCGGUGGUCAUCGCAGCCGAAGAUUAGACCAGCAGUCCAACGGGUAUGACACCGACAGCAGCCAAGACUCCCGAGAGCGUCCUGGAAGUGGAGGGAACGGCCGCAGCAGAUCGAGCCGCCCAUGGAAACCCAUGCGUGAAGCGCUAAAUGUCGACAGUGUUUUAAGUGGCAGUAGUGGUAAUUUGGCAAGUCAAGAGCGAAGACAGCACAGCCCGCGGAGGAGACCCAGUAGUCAGUCACCCUCUCGUGACCGUGAGCGAGACAGAGAUUUUACGUGGGGAGGCCGAGAGGAACGUAAACCCAAGAGCCUAAUGACAAUCUAUGAGGAUGAGCAGAGGCACGAAACAGGCGGCAGUCGCAGCUCGCUGGACUCGGACAGCCGGGGCGGCUACAGUGACAAAGACUGGUCAAAGGGCUCAGCAACUCUAAAAGUGCGCAAUGACAACUGGAAGAUCCAGAGAACUGAAUCUGGAUAUGAAAGUAGUGAUAGACUAAGCAAUGGCUCAGCAAAUCUCGACUCACCUGUGGUGGAGAACCUUUCUUCCAAGGACCUGAGGCCCAUACCUGAGCUGCACCUGACAAGGGAUCACUUCCCUCAGAGAAGAAGUGAUGAUUCGAAGGCUGACAUAUUGCACUCUACAUUUUCCACUGGUGAACAAGGAAGAAAAUCUCCAGAUCUUCAAGACCCACACAUCCUCUCUGGUCAACCAAUACAGAGAAGAAGAGCCUUCCGAUACACUCCCGGGAUCUUGGAAAAGAACAACGGUCUGGACAGCGGACAAGAAGAAAAUGUGGAUGGCAGCCCUGUGAGCCCUGGGCCUCCGUACUUCGCCAAGACCAGCAGUUCUGAGUGGAACAGCUCAGACGACCUCACUGGACCUUUCUCCGAACAAGAAGAGACUGGCACUGUUGGCCACAAUGACCCUUUCUCGCACAACUAUCCCCCACCUAUACCCCCAAAGAACUUUGGCAGCAGUCACGCUGACCUAUCUGGCAUCCACGCCCAUCCACCCGAGGUGCCAACACGGUCGAGCCCCCGCAACGAACCCAACAAUGGCAUGUCCCCCCUUUCGCACACCAUCCUCCGUCGGUGGAUCGAGACACCUGCUGAGCACAGGCUAUCAUCGGACGCCAGCUCCAAGUCGGGGUCAUCGGACCAGGACAGGAACGAUCUAUCGGCCAGCGAGAGUGACGAGAGGUUACCGAGUCCAAAGCCAGGACACGAUGACGGUACAGAGCCCGGUCUGACAGAUAUGGUUCUUCCCACCACAUACUUUUCUGUGGAUAACUGUAUGACAGACACUUACCGGGCCAAAUACCAUAAGAGGCCUGUCUUGUACAUGAAGGCAGAGGACCAUACGUCAUCGGGGGAGAGUGAUAUUGAAGGGAGGGGGCUCCCUUUGCCAGAUGUUCACCCACCAGAGCUUUCCAAAAGCAGAUCAGAAUCAGGAUACUCUACUACUAAGACUACUGCAAAGUGGAACCCAGUUACUCCAAAAGGACUUGAUGAGCAUGGGUUCCUAUGAUUUAUAGAAAAAGCAUCAACACACCUUGUAUGAUCCAGUGAUUGGAAGCCAAAAAGAACUGUUAUACACUAUGACUGCUACACAGUUUGAGUCCUUCUAACUGGGAUGUAAAUGUAUGUCAUAACGUUAAGUUGGACGUGAACCUGGAUGCCAAAGAGAUUGUAAAAAGAAUGGCAGGUGUCGUGGAGAGCUUCCUUGCUGUUUUGGUGUGAGCUGCUUAAAGCUUUGAAUGAAUAGUGAAUUUGCACAGUAGAGAGCAGGUACAGAGAUUUGCCCUUGAUCAUGUUCAGAGCUCUGAAGCGAGGGGUUGGGUAAGUAAAGAAUGUUUCACAAAAAAGCCACUUUACUACGCAAGAGAUUAUUUUACAAGAAGAAACAACCAACGUCUUGCAGUUCUACUCUCUCUCACGUCUUGGAAUGCUUUUUUAACUUCUCCCAUUUCAGUGCUAUGAGGUGUCAGCCCCGAUCUGAUCUUGACCAAAAAUAUUUUUGUUUCACUGGGUUUUAAAUGUUCUAAUAUUCAGAACAUGUUUUUCAUUAUUUUCCGAUGGUAAUUCAACACAUCGGGCGACCUGUUGGCACAACUUUAAAAUGGAUCCCACGGAUCCGUGUGAAUAUGAAGCUCUAGGACACCUUUUUGUGACACUGUUAAAGGGUAACUUUUGUAUCUGUCAACCUCGACCUUAUUUUCCCAUGUUUUUGUGUAACUAAUGGCAACAAUUUCUGAAAUUGGUCCAGUAUUGAGUGAGAAACGUGCUGUGAUGUAAUCCCUGUGGCCAAUUGAGCACCGACAAAGCAUGUCCACUUAAAGUGCUUGUUUUUCCCACAUUGUUACUCUGUCUGGUAACAUUGUGGAAAUUACCCUACAGAGAUAAACCUUUUUGUUAAAGACUAAGAUUCUUUUUGUUUAACCAGAAACAGCUGCUAUCACUCUCACCAGAGCCACUGGAGUACAUUUAGAGGAACAGUAAUUUCAUAGUUGUAGAACACACAAAAUAAAAACCGUUUGUGUGUGUGGAGUUUUUAUUUAAUUUAAUUUUUAAAAAAAACAUCUAACCAAGUGAAUUAAUGAAAGUGUGUUUUUUCACACAGGAUCCUUUUCUUUAACAAAUAGAUUGUGUUCCUUCACUGAAAGACGUAAACCUGAAAGAUGUUGAUUUGUCACUGGGAUACAAAAGCAUGGGAGAAAAGGGUCCAGACUGAAAAAAGCUGGCGUUACCCUUUGAGGAGGGGAAACUUACAACCUCAGAUUGUUGUUGGUACAUGGAGUUUGUCAACCUCUACAAGUAACACACACAGUUCUUUUUUUAAAAAAAAAAAAAAAUGUUUUGUCCUUAAAUUAAACUUCAACCAGAAGAGGUCCAAUAUAUGGAGAUAUCUCUGAGCACCAGGGAAGGUUUAUUGAUGGCUGUUUGUUGAAAAGUGGCACAUAAAAAAGCUCCUCAAAUGCACACGUCCCUUCUUCCUACCAUAUUAACGGUCUGUUUUUACGUCUUUGCACUGUAUUUCUGGUUGUUUGUUGGACUUUUGACACUCCUUUACAGUACUACACUUGUUUUGUUGUCUUUAGCCGAAUCAGUCAUUCAGUUUUCUGUCCUGUUUCUUAAAAUUAGGUCCUAUUAGCAGCGAGUCUGCACCAAUCGGACAUCUAGAGUUAGACAGGGCUUGCUUUUCUUUUCAGGUGGUUGUCUCCUAACCACGUGUUGUAAAUCUGAGUAGUGGUCUUCUUCUUCUGUUGUUGUUUUAAAAUGUUUUAUAUAUGCAGCAGACUCAAAUGCACAGUGCCUUUUGUAUUUUUCUAUGUCAUGACACGGAUAAAUUGGAGCCAUGAUUUGUACAAUUCUUUGAUUUUAAAGAAUUUUUGUAACAUUUUAUUUUAUUUUUAUUGAUUAACAAUUGUUAAAUAAACAAUUUUAUUUAACCACA